UGCAGAUAUUUCAGUUAUGGAGGCGGGUCCAUUGACACGUGAUGUUCUUUAUGACCAAGAGCGCCACCGAUCCGCGAAGAUAGACGCUGGGGAGGCCCCGAGUAUUACUAUUGUCGAUCAUACCCGUGCACAUUCUAGCUGGGAGUUGACGGAUCCACAGAUACAAUAUUAUGUGCGUCAAGCCGGCUUUUUUGAGUGUUCACAAAUUAAAUGGGUAAGACUUGAUUGGGCACUUUUGACGGCAUUGGUUGAACGAUGGAGGCCCGAGACAAAUACUUUCCAUCUGCGCCAAGGAGAGGCGACGAUUACCUUACAGGAUGUUGGGGUUAUACUUGGCCUCAGAGUAGAUGGUGAUGCAGUGACGGGCACCGAUGACUUCAAUUAUGCGACCAAGUGUGAAGAAUUGUUCGGUCGCACUCCUACAAUGAAGGGGGGAAAGAUCAAACUCGAAUGGUUAAGGAAUAACUUUAGUAAUGUACCGAUCGAUGCGACUGAUGAGAUCAUUAAGCGCUAUGCCCGUGCAUAUAUUUUACAUAUGAUCGGUACUAUUCUGUUUCCGGAUUCCACUAAGGAUUCCGUGCACGUGAGAUGGUUACCGCUUCUUGGGGACCUAGAAGAGUGUGGAGAGUUAUCUUGGGGGAGUGCAGUGUUAGCCUACUUGUAUAGAGAGAUGACGAAAAUAGCACUCGUACAAAAUAAAGAAUUGAAGGGCUGCCUCACUUUGCUGCAGAUAUGGUCAUGGGAGCGAUUGCAUAUGGGAACACCUGAUUUGAGGGAGGCCCGCGCUCUCGAUGGGCAUAUUCCGUUAGGCUGCAGGUAUUAUUAA
Molecule: messenger RNA, 826 nt
Organism: Asparagus officinalis (garden asparagus)
Lineage: Eukaryota; Viridiplantae; Streptophyta; Magnoliopsida; Asparagales; Asparagaceae
Product: protein MAIN-LIKE 2-like
Exons: 2
Coding region: 17-826 (269 amino acids)
Biological process (GO): meristem development; meristem maintenance
Source: RefSeq, a predicted model, not a curated record